GUCGCAAAGAAGCCUAGUAGAGGAAGUGACGUACAGCACAAAUUGGGUUUCCGGGACGGAUCGGUUAGCGACAGCACUGAAGCGGCUGUAGAAAAUUUCAAGAUGGAGGUGGACGGGAUUGAUCAUGUAGGUGUAUUUUUUUCUGCUUUUUUGACGACUUUGUUGCUUAGUAAUGGAGGAAUUGCCGCAGUUGUGCUUCAGUUUUAAUAGUUUGGUGAAACGCGCAUCAGAGGGAAUGUUAAUGCGGCUGUGAGCUGAAUUGUGUCCUCAUUGUAAACAUUAAAUGGAGAGUUGUGCCGGUUUGCUGUCUCAUUGUAGCUCACAAAGCUAGCUGGCCUGACCCGAGACCAUGAUAAAUAUUCGGGCAUUUGGUUCAGAUAAAUGACUUUAAGUGACAGACCGCUAUAUUUUCCUAUAUUUUCCUUUAAAUGUUAGCUCGUUAGUGUCAUAGAUAAUUGAUAAUCUGCCAUUUAGUGUGUUAGCUGUUGCUUGAGACUCAGCUGUUUUGUCAGUGAUGCCUCUCUCUUAUUAAUUGUUUGAUUUGUUGCUCAUAUUGGGGCUCAAACUGAGGACUGUGAGGACCCCAAAUAUCUCAGAUUUUGACUAUUAUCUAGUUUCCAGUUAGUGUUAACAAACAGUUAUCACUUUGCUCUGCCUGUGGUAUCAUUUUUGUAACGAACUAUCGAUUAAUCGCUCCUCUAACUGACAGAUAGUCGAUCAACAGAAAUUAAGGUGAUAUUUAAACCUCCAUAUGUCAAUAUCUCAACAUUUUCUAUUCUUUUUUCGCUCAGCUUUCAGAUUUAUUGCUUUUGUUUGAGUUUGGCCAAGUGUUUAUAAUACUAUAAUUGCUGGGUUUCUAAAAAGAUCAGUCAAUAAAAACAGUCAUUAGUUGUAUCCCUAUUGCAUGAGUAAAAAAAUAACUUGUAUAAGAUACCGUCAUCUUGGCAUGUUUUAAUUUUUUUUAAUUAUUGUGUCUUCAGCAGAUGGAGAUGGGUGAGAGUAAAGGGGGCUCAGGUCUCCGCCAGUACUACUUGUCAAAGAUAGAAGAGUUACAGGUAAAAUAAUCAAUUCAAUCUGUAAACUUCCAGACAUGAAUCUGAUUCAGACUGUACAACUUUUGCCUCCCUGUCAGUUCUGAACUCCUGUUUUCUCAACAGCUGACAGUAAAUGACAAGAGUCAGAAUCUCAGACGUCUGCAGGCACAGAGGAAUGAGCUCAAUGCCAAAGGUACCCCACCAAGCUCUUAAAGUUGGAUCUGGUUUGAAAUGUUCACCAGUGUGCAAAUUUGUACUUAAAGUUUUACUUUGUCUGUUAGUGCGUCUCCUACGCGAGGAGCUGCAGUUGUUACAGGAGCAGGGGUCCUAUGUAGGAGAAGUGGUCCGGGUCAUGGACAAAAAGAAAGUGCUGGUCAAGGUAUUUCCACUUCCAUUUCAUAUGAUUACAUUAUCAUUAUUGUUAAUUUAAAAAUGUCAACAUUUUAGUCAAUAUGUUUUCUCGUAAUUUCAGGUGCAUCCAGAAGGAAAAUUUGUCGUGGAUGUGGACAAGAACAUUGACAUUAAUGAUGUUAGUAUUGUUAUUUUUCCAUUUUCAUUAUUCUAGGAACAACAUGCCCAUUUUAAAAAAAAACAUCAUGCCCUGCACAUGUAACCACAUAUGCAAAAAAUGCAGUUAAAUAAGCUGCAAGUGAGUUAAGUAAUAUUAGUUUUAUUUUCUUUCUCAUUUUUGGUAUCAGGUGACUCCAAAUUGCCGCGUUGCCUUGCGCAAUGACAGCUACACCCUGCACAAAAUCCUGCCCAACAAAGUGGAUCCUCUCGUGUCUCUUAUGAUGGUGGAGAAGGUGCCAGACUCUACCUAUGAAAUGAUUGGUGGCCUGGAUAAGCAGAUCAAGGAGAUCAAGGAAGUGAUUGAGUUGCCUGUUAAGCAUCCAGAGCUGUUUGAGGCUCUCGGCAUCGCACAGCCGAAGGUGAGUGAUUGACAAGUGAGUUAGUGUAGAAGAGCUGCUUCGUUAUUUACUCUGUAUUGGAUAUUCAAGAAGACAUACAUUUUUUUUUGUCUCAGAGGACAAAAUAGGUUAAAAAAAUUUGUUUUCCUUUUUUUACUUACAAAUGAAUCUUAUCUAUGUCAGUGAUGCCCUUUUGUUAGUUGCCCUUUUCUGCCGCCUUUUUUAACCCACGUAUACCUCUUACAGUGACUUAAAAUAGACCGAAGACGGAAUGUUGCAUCUUUUGGCAUACCCUGAACACUCUUGUCAGUCUACAGAUGGUUCUGGUUUCUGAUUUUCUUUCAAUGCAUGCAGGGCGUGCUGCUGUACGGACCCCCAGGAACAGGGAAGACCCUGCUGGCCAGAGCUGUGGCCCACCACACUGACUGCACCUUUAUCAGGGUGUCUGGCUCUGAGCUUGUCCAGAAGUUCAUUGGAGAGGGUGAGAGCCUUUAUCACUUCCUAAUACUGACACUAGAGAACUCUAAUUUUGACUUGUCUGAAUAUCUGGGUAUAUGACCUUGAUUCUUCCACUUUUACGACAGGUGCCCGUAUGGUGCGUGAGCUUUUCGUCAUGGCCAGAGAACAUGCUCCUUCCAUCAUCUUCAUGGACGAAAUUGACUCCAUUGGGUCAUCUCGGCUGGAGGGCGGCUCGGGUGGUGACAGUGAGGUGCAGAGAACGAUGUUGGAGCUGCUCAAUCAGCUGGACGGCUUUGAGGCCACCAAGAACAUCAAGGUACUACACACCAGGGAGUGAAACUGAAUGUUUUCACACAUUGCCCCUGUGUUUCAUUUCAUUUUUCUUUCCUGACUUGAUUUUACUCUUUAGUAUAGAGGCAUGUUCAGAUCUUACUGCUGUGAGUCCAUGAGCGUAAGUUUAUUUUCCUUUGACUCAAAUUUUUACUUUUAUUCUCAGGUCAUCAUGGCCACAAACCGUAUCGACAUCCUGGACUCGGCUCUGCUUAGGCCUGGCAGGAUUGACAGGAAAAUUGAGUUUCCCCCUCCAAAUGAGGAGGUACUUAAUCAUCACACUAUAAACAUGCAAUUUAAAUCUACAGACCAAACUUUUUUUUUUACUUGAGCUUAUCCGUGUUCUCCCUCUCCAGGCCCGUCUGGACAUCCUGAAAAUCCACUCCAGGAAGAUGAAUCUGACACGUGGCAUUAACCUGAGGAAGAUUGCAGAGCUGAUGCCUGGUGCUUCUGGUGCUGAAGUGAAGGUGAGUACAUGCCUGUUGGAUGGUAAAAUAUUCACCCCUUUGUGCUGGAUUUUAACUCACACAAGGAAAGAACCUUACCAAGGCAUGCAUAAGAAAUGUUAAAAAUCUCUGAAUUCUUAAUAUGAUUAAAAAUACUGAAAUAUGUUGCAAAAUGCCCUUUACGCUUGAGAUGUUAAUAAACGUGGUCUGCAGCCAGCCUUUUUAUAAAAAGUAUCUUGUAUUUUCUUUCAGGGUGUUUGCACAGAAGCAGGGAUGUAUGCCCUGAGAGAGAGGAGAGUCCACGUCACCCAGGAGGAUUUUGAGAUGGCUGUGGCAAAGGUUUGUUAUGUCAGGAGUAUCUUAGAUGUUAGCACCACUGGCCCCUUUUUUAACCUUGUCUUAUCCUGAACCUAAUAUUUUGGCAGCAAUGUUCACAUACUUAUAAAAUGCAUGUGUGUAACUAUUCAAUGACGCUGUUGUGCUCUUUCCCUCAGGUGAUGCAGAAAGACAGUGAGAAGAACAUGUCCAUCAAGAAGCUAUGGAAGUAAAAGGCCUUUGUGUUUUCCCACACAUACUGCAAACAAAUGUAUAUUUUCCUUCUUUUGUUUAUGGUUUGGUUUAUAAUUGUUGCAUAAGUCAUUCUAAAGUAAAAGGUUUUCCCCACAAAAAUUCCAAAUGGCUCUUGAGAUUUAUUUCUCAGUUCAACACAUUUCAGAUUAUUACAGAACAGUAACAGAGGUAAGGUCUCCAGCAUGAGGUUCAGUCAUGCUUCUUACAAUUAACGCUUGAUAUGGCACUUCACAUUAUUAGCUGCUAUUACAAUAAAUGGCUCACAUUAUAGAUCAUACUAAGUGUAGGUCUCUGACUACGGCUUGCUCUAGGAACUUUGUCCCACAUGCAUGUACGACAUGCGUGUCAGAGCUGUUACACUGCCCGUAUACACAUACAGAUACACAGUUGGUCUUUAAACACUGAAGAAUCUAACACAGGCUUGCUUCAUGAUCAGACUGAUGGAAAAGCAGUUUUCAGUCACUGCAGAUGUUCUUCUAUGACAUUGAUGUAAGUCAGCUGAUUAUCACAAACCUGAUACAACUGUGUUGAUAUGGCAGUAAACACUGGAUCACCCCCAAAACCACAUGCAGUAGUUUGCUGGUCCAACACGAACCAGCCCGGUUUAGUUAGCUCCUCACCCAGGACACAGGCACCCACUGAGGCUCCACCUGCACUCUUUCCAGUACAAGCUGAAGCUCAGCUAAGGCACUGACUGGGUCCUCUUUCAUUAAGACAUAGUCCACCAAAUGGCCAUAGCACUCGUCCAUCCGCUCAGCUGACAUCUUCAUUUCCUGCAGGUCGUCCUC
Messenger RNA from Xyrichtys novacula (pearly razorfish), 4535 nucleotides. NCBI's taxonomy places the organism in Eukaryota, Metazoa, Chordata, Actinopteri, Labriformes, Labridae. The record is from the annotation of a GenBank genome assembly.